Messenger RNA from Melospiza melodia melodia, 4882 nucleotides. RefSeq names its product transcription activator BRG1-like. Gene Ontology annotation, biological process: positive regulation of transcription by RNA polymerase II. The record is from RefSeq and is a predicted model, not a curated record. Gene Ontology annotation, molecular function: histone binding; ATP-dependent chromatin remodeler activity; transcription factor binding. Lineage: Eukaryota; Metazoa; Chordata; Aves; Passeriformes; Passerellidae. Gene Ontology annotation, cellular component: nucleus.
AUGGCCACCCCGGAGCCCCCCCUGGGCGGGACCCCCGGCCCGGCCCCUCCCCCGGGCCCGGCCCCUCCCCAGCUCCAUGCUGGGCCCCUCCCCGGCCCCUCCCCCGGCUCCGCCCACUCCGGGCACUCCGGGCACGCGCUGCCGGCGCCGGGCUACGCGCCGGACACCAUCCACCCCCUGCACAAGCCCCUGGACGCGAUGCACGAGAAGGGGAUGGCGGAGGAUCCUCGCUACGGGCAGAUGAAGGGGAUGGGGAUGCGCCCGGGGGGGCACGCGGGGAUGGGACCCCCCCCCAGCCCCAUGGAUCAGCAUUCCCAAGGUUACCCCUCCCCUCUGGGCGGCUCCGAGCACGCCUCCAGCCCCGUGCCCUCCAACGGCCCCUCGGGCAGCUCCGCCGGCGGCUCCGGCGCCGCCCUGGACGGUUCGGGUUCCGACUCGCCCGCCCUGGGCCGGGGCCCUUCGCCCUUCAACGCCGCCCAGCUGCACCAGCUGCGGGCGCAGAUCAUGGCCUACAAGCUGCUGGCGCGGGGGCAGCCCCUCCCCGAGCACCUGCAGGUGGCCGUGCAGGGCAAGCGGCCGCUGCCGGGGAUGCAGCCGCAGAUCCCGGCUCUACCUCCGCCCGCCGGGGCCGCGCAGGGCCCGGGGCAAGCGCCCGGAGCGGGGCCGGCGCCGCCCGGCUACUCCAGACCUCACGGAAUAGGAGGGCCCAACAUGCCCCCUCCUGGACCCUCAGGAGUUCCCCCAGGAAUGCCAGGACAGCCCCCAGGGGGACCCCCCAAACCCUGGCCCGAAGGCCCGCUGUCGGCGGCGGCCCCGGGCGGGGCCCCCCAGAAGCUGCUGCCGCCCCCCCCCGCCGGCCGCCCGUCCCCGGUGCCCCCCGCGGUGCCGCCGGCGUCGCCCGGGCCCCCCCCGCCCUCGCCGGGGCAGCCGGCGCCGCCGGCGCUGCCCAUGCACGCCAAGCAGAACCGCAUCACCCCCAUCCAGAAACCGCGCGGCCUCGACCCCGUGGAGAUCCUGCAGGAGAGGGAGUACAGGCUCCAAGCCCGCAUCGCCCACCGCAUCCAGGAGCUGGAGAACCUGCCCGGCUCCUUGGCCGGAGACCUGAGGACCAAAGCCACCAUCGAGCUCAAGGCCCUGAGGCUGCUCAACUUCCAGCGCCAGCUGCGCCAGGAGGUGGUGGUGUGCAUGCGGCGCGACACGGCGCUGGAGACGGCGCUCAACGCCAAGGCCUACAAGCGCAGCAAGCGGCAGUCGCUGCGCGAGGCCCGCAUCACCGAGAAGCUGGAGAAGCAGCAGAAGAUCGAGCAGGAGAGGAAGCGCCGCCAGAAGCACCAGGAGUACCUCAACAGCAUCCUGCAGCACGCCAAGGACUUCAAGGAGUACCACCGGAGCGUCAGCGGCAAGAUCCAGAAGCUGACCAAGGCCGUGGCCACCUACCACGCCAACACGGAGCGCGAGCAGAAGAAGGAGAACGAGCGCAUCGAGAAGGAGAGGAUGAGGAGGCUCAUGGCCGAGGAUGAGGAAGGCUACCGCAAGCUGAUCGACCAGAAGAAGGACAAGCGCCUGGCCUACCUGCUGCAGCAGACCGACGAGUACGUGGCCAACCUGACCGAGCUGGUGCGGCAGCACAAGGCGGCCCAGGUGGCCAAGGAGAAGAAGAAGAAGAAGAAGAAGAAGAAGGCAGAGAACGCCGAGGGUCAGGCCCCGGCCAUCGGCCCCGACGGGGAGCCCCUGGACGAGACGAGCCAGAUGAGCGACCUCCCGGUGAAGGUGAUCCACGUGGAGAGCGGCAAAAUCCUGACGGGCACCGACGCGCCCAAGGCCGGCCAGCUGGAGGCCUGGCUGGAGAUGAACCCGGGGUACGAGGUGGCUCCGCGCUCCGACAGCGAGGAGAGCGGCUCCGAGGAGGAGGAGGAGGAGGAGGAGGAGGAGCAGCCCCAGCCGGCCCAGCCCGCGCUGCCCGUGGAGGAGAAGAAGAAAAUUCCAGACCCCGACAGCGACGACGUCUCGGAGGUGGACGCCCGACACAUCAUCGAGAACGCCAAGCAGGACGUGGACGACGAGUACGGCGUGUCACAGGCGCUGGCGCGGGGUCUCCAGUCCUACUACGCCGUGGCCCACGCCGUCACCGAGCGCGUGGACAAGCAGUCGGCCCUCAUGGUCAACGGCGUCCUCAAGCAGUACCAGAUCAAGGGCCUGGAGUGGUUGGUGUCCCUCUACAACAACAACCUCAACGGGAUCCUGGCCGACGAGAUGGGCCUGGGCAAGACCAUCCAGACCAUCGCCCUCAUCACCUACCUGAUGGAGCACAAGAGGAUCAACGGCCCCUUCCUCAUCAUCGUCCCGCUCUCGACUUUGUCCAACUGGGCCUACGAGUUCGACAAGUGGGCGCCGUCCGUGGUCAAGGUCUCCUACAAGGGCUCUCCGGCCGCGCGCCGCGCCUUCGUCCCGCAGCUCCGCAGCGGCAAAUUCAACGUUCUCCUCACCACCUACGAGUACAUCAUCAAGGACAAGCACAUCCUGGCCAAGAUCCGCUGGAAGUACAUGAUCGUGGACGAGGGCCACCGCAUGAAGAACCACCACUGCAAGCUGACGCAGGUGCUCAACACCCACUACGUGGCCCCGCGGCGUCUUCUCCUCACCGGGACCCCCCUGCAGAACAAACUGCCCGAGCUCUGGGCGCUCCUCAACUUCCUGCUGCCCACCAUCUUCAAGAGCUGCAGCACCUUCGAGCAGUGGUUCAACGCGCCCUUCGCCAUGACCGGCGAGAAGGUGGACCUCAACGAGGAGGAGACCAUCCUCAUCAUCCGCCGCCUGCACAAGGUGCUCCGGCCCUUCCUGCUGCGGCGCCUCAAGAAGGAGGUGGAGGCUCAGCUCCCCGAGAAGGUGGAGUACGUCAUCAAGUGCGACAUGUCGGCGCUGCAGCGCGUCCUGUACCGGCACAUGCAGGCCAAGGGCGUCCUGCUCACCGACGGCUCCGAGAAGGACAAGAAGGGCAAAGGAGGCACCAAGACCUUGAUGAACACCAUCAUGCAGCUGCGCAAGAUCUGCAACCACCCCUACAUGUUCCAGCACAUCGAGGAAUCCUUCUCAGAGCACUUGGGCUUCACGGGUGGGAUCGUGCAAGGGCUGGAUUUGUACCGAGCUUCUGGGAAAUUCGAGCUCCUGGAUCGGAUCCUGCCCAAACUCAGGGCCACCAACCACAAGGUGCUGCUCUUCUGCCAGAUGACCUCCUUGAUGACCAUCAUGGAGGAUUAUUUCGCUUAUCGUGGCUUCAAAUACCUCAGGCUGGACGGCACCACCAAGGCCGAGGACCGGGGCAUGCUGCUGAAGACGUUCAACGAGCCCGGCUCCGAGUAUUUCAUCUUCCUGCUGAGCACGCGCGCCGGCGGCCUCGGCCUCAACCUGCAGUCGGCCGACACCGUCAUCAUCUUCGACAGCGACUGGAACCCCCACCAGGACCUGCAGGCGCAGGACCGCGCUCACCGCAUCGGGCAGCAGAACGAGGUGCGCGUCCUGCGCCUCUGCACCGUCAACAGCGUGGAGGAGAAGAUCCUGGCGGCCGCCAAGUACAAACUGAACGUGGACCAGAAGGUGAUCCAGGCCGGGAUGUUCGACCAGAAAUCCUCCAGCCACGAGCGCAGGGCCUUCCUGCAGGCCAUCCUCGAGCACGAGGAGCAGGACGAGAGCAGACACUGCAGUGGCAGCUCCCUGUGCCCUGAGGCGGAGGAAACUCCUCUGAAGGAGGAAGAUGAGGUGCCCGACGACGAAACCGUGAACCAGAUGAUCGCCCGGCACGAGGAGGAGUUCGACCUCUUCAUGCGCAUGGACCUGGACCGGCGGCGGGAGGAGGCGCGGAACCCCAAGCGGAAGCCGCGGCUGAUGGAGGAGGACGAGCUGCCGUCGUGGAUCCUCAAGGACGACGCCGAGGUCGAGCGCCUGACGUGCGAGGAGGAGGAGGAGAAGAUGUUCGGCCGCGGCUCCCGGCACCGCAAGGAGGUCGACUACAGCGACUCGCUGACCGAGAAGCAGUGGCUCAAGGCCAUCGAGGAGGGCACCCUGGAGGAGAUCGAGGAGGAGGUCCGCCAGAAGAAGUCCUCUCGCAAGCGCAAGCGGGAGCCCGAGGGACCCCCGGGACCCCCGGCGGGCGCCCGGAGCCGCGACAAGGACGAGGAGAUCCGGAAGCAGAAGAAGCGCGGGCGACCCCCGGCCGAGAAGUUGUCCCCGAACCCGCCGCCCCUGACCCGCAAGAUGCGCAAGAUCGUGGACGCCGUCAUCAAGUACAAGGACAGCAGCAGCGGGCGCCAGCUCAGCGAGGUUUUCAUCCAGCUGCCGUCCCGCAAGGAGCUCCCCGAGUACUACGAGCUCAUCCGCAAGCCCGUGGACUUCAAGAAGAUCAAGGAACGGAUCCGGAACCACAAAUACCGGAGCCUCAACGACCUGGAGAAGGACGUGAUGCUGCUGUGCCAGAACGCCCAGACCUUCAACCUGGAGGGGUCCCUGAUCUACGAGGACUCGAUCGUGCUGCAGUCGGUGUUCACCAGCGUGCGGCAGAAGGUGGAGAAGGAGGAGGAGAGCGACGGCGAGGAGAGCGAGGAGGAGGAGGAGGCCGAGGAGGAAGGCUCCGAGUCCGAGGCGCGCUCGGUGAAGGUGAAGAUCCGCCUGGGCCGCAAGGAGAAGGUUCCGGAACGCGGCAAGGGCGGCCGGCGCCGGGGGGGGCGGGGGGGGCGCCCCAAACCCCUCCUGAGCGACGACGAGAGCGACGACGAGCAGGAGGAGGAUCGCUCCGGCAGCGGCACCGAGGACGACUGAACCCCGAACAUUCCACGGCUCCGGAACUCUGAGAAACCCCCCCAAAAAAAACCCCAAAAAAACCCCAAAA